Drosophila willistoni is the source of this 2294-nucleotide messenger RNA. RefSeq names its product radial spoke head protein 4 homolog A (gene Rsph4a). Bases 64 to 2211 code for a protein of 715 amino acids. Gene Ontology annotation, cellular component: radial spoke; axoneme. The record is from RefSeq and is a predicted model, not a curated record. Gene Ontology annotation, biological process: cilium assembly; cilium movement involved in cell motility; axoneme assembly. The transcript has 4 exons. NCBI's taxonomy places the organism in Eukaryota, Metazoa, Arthropoda, Insecta, Diptera, Drosophilidae.
UUGCUCACAGUUACAACAUACAUAUUUUUGCCGUCGUUUAAUAUACAAAAUUAAUAUCUUAUAAUGGAUCUAGAUGCCGAUUCUUGCCGAAACUUUUCAUUAGGUUCAACUUCCAGCACACGAUCUGGUCUGCCUCCGGUAAAACCAUCCUUCAAGAAAAAAAACAAACUAUUAGUCGAGAAAGCUGAAUCGGAAGGCUCUCCAAAAUGUUCGGAUAUGAUGAUUACAUCCUCAUCUACUUCGUCAUCCACAACCAUAUCCAUUAAUGCAUUUGAUUCACAAUGUCAGCUUCCAAAAGAUUCCCGUGAGGAGCCGCCAAAUAUCGGCUACGAAUUGAAUGUUGCGAAAUCAAUAAUGCAACAAUAUAGUACUUUAAGUGGAGAUAACUUAUUUGACCAUAUUAGCGAUAUAAUAAAGCGGGUAAUUGAUGAGCGCCCACCCAAUGUCAUUGAUUUUUUUGAAGAAUUCAGUAGGAAUGUACGCGAACAGAAGUUCCAUUUGCCCGAACGUUUUCCUCCGCAAGGGGUUUUUGACGAGUCCCGCAUGUUCCGGAUCGCUAAAACCAUUCUGCAAUCAAUGAAGUUGCCAUAUAACAUUGAAACGGAAGAUUUUGGUAUCCAAGAAGAUGUUUCAGCGGAAGAUAAGACGAAUGUUGACGAUGACUUUCGAAUAGUGAUCGAUGAUUCCAUUCGACAUUUUGUGACGUUCAACGAACGGGUGCAGCAACUUCAAUUCUUUUGGAACCAAUGUGGAUUUAGUAUAAGCAACGAUGAUACAUUUCAACUGGCUUGUGCAAUGAAUCGCUUACAGACACAUCCAUCCAUAAUGCAGUGUCGCUUUUGGGGAUGUAUAAACGGCUUGAAGGCUUCGUAUUAUAUAGUGGAAGCUUCAUUGACCCGCGAAGAAAUAGCAUCUCGAUUGGUAAUGAUGGAGGAGGAAAUGAGGGAAAAACAGCUUCCACUUAAAAUGCAAAAGAACAGAGAGGAGAAGCCGGCACCGCCUCACAUUGGGCCUGAGCUUACGCCUGGUAUCUACGGCUGGGAUAAUUACUCACCAGAGGAACUGGUACAUAUGAAGCCAAAAGCGGCUGCUGUGCCCCUAGUACAAGAAAUGGAAUUCUAUGAUAUACCGCCUGAGUACAUCGGACUUGGGUGCAAUCGAUUUUCAUAUUUUGUGGUGAAUUCGUUAUAUGACGAUUGGAUUGAGCUGCCAAUAGUGACACCCAGGCAAAUAGUGGUAUCGCGUCAGAUUAAGAAGUUUUUUACAGGAGAUCUGGAGGCAGAUGUCAUAUCGUAUCCAUGCUUUCCAGGCAAGGAAAAACAUUAUCUCCGGGCUAUGAUUGCUCGCAUCACAGCCGGAACUUACAUAGCACCACAAGGAUAUUACAGACGGAUGACUAAAAGGGAAAAGAGGCUUUUUGAGGGAGGUGAGGUGGACGAAGAAGAGGAGGAAGAAGAGGAAGAGGAUUUCGAAGGCGAGGAAGACACGCUAGAUGAUAAUGAUGUUAUGCUAUUAAAAAAUGAAAGAUAUGAAAUGGAACCAUUGGGAUCACUGGAAACUCCAAUUGCAUGGGUUCAUGUAAGAUCGAAUAUUUUGAAUCAAGGACGUGUUGUGUGGUUCGAUGAGGAGAAGGCUCAAAAGGAAAGGGAGAAGGCUUUGGCUCACUAUUUGAAAAUGCGUCUAAUGGAAGAAAUGGAAGAAGAAAUAGAGGAGGAGGAAGCCGAAGAUGAAGAAGAGGGAGACGAAGAAGGAAUCUUAGACCAUUUUAUUCAACCAGAAACUGGACCUAGUAUUCUAUCAUCGUGUGGAAGUGACACAAAAGAUGAAGUACGACAGCCCUGGUUAGUGCGAUUAACUAGCAAGUAUACCAAUCAAAAAGAACGCAUGUUGGUCAUGCAGUCGAACGUUUGGCCUGGUGCAUUCACGUUCAUUUUUGAACAGACCUGUGAAUCAAUUUAUUUGGGUUGGGGCCACAAAUACGUUGCACGUAACAUGCCCUUCAAACAUCUCCCACCUGUUCAAGAAGAAUUCAUCCACGGACCUGAGGACUUUAUAGAAGCCUCCGAUCCUAGUGUAGAAGAAGAAGCGGCUUAUCGCGAGUGGCUCCAGAGCAAACAGAAAGUUGCCACCGAUAUUAAUGAAGAAGUAGCAGACUAUGAUGACGACGAGUUUGAGGAUUCAGAGAAUGAUGAUGAUGAUGAUCAAGACUAAGUAUUUAAAUGACAAUUGAUCAUCCUUAUCUAUUCAAAGUUAAGAAUUUUAUUGAGUAUUAAACAGAAAUGCAAUUUGCCUAA